AUGGAGGUUACCAAGUUCAUCAUCGAAGGACGAGACGAGGCCAAAUUAUAUGGUGAUUCUUCUGCUUAUCGAGGUCGACUCUCAAACCGAAUUCAUAAUCUAAGAAAGAAGCUCGGAAUUGCAACGAAACCCCGCGCAAAGUACUCAAACAGGCCAGUGACAGCAGAAGAUAUUGGUCAAAAUCAUGAAUAUGUUCAUCUUCUUUUACUCACUUCCGAACGAGCUUGGGCGCAUGCCAUGUCUAUGAAGGAGAUACAUUCUGUCGACACCAAAGGAAUAACUGGCUCAACUCGAUCGCAUAUAAUUUCUCGGUUACAUAAAUCUACCAUAUAUGCCAACGAUCUCUUUCGAUUAUUGUCUAAUGAAGCAACCACGAAUGCGAAAGAUGUUGACAUAUUGGAAGCUCGAGCAUAUGCUGCUUCUCUUGCCGGCGCAAUGGAAUUCGAGAAACAAAGUUGGGAGGCUUGUGUGAAGAGCUAUUCAGAAGCUAGGAUUAUAUAUACUGCUCUCUCCAAGGACACGAAGACAGAUAUCUUUAAGGAUAUUUUGAUCGACCCGAUUGAUCCGAGUAUACGAUAUGGAGCUUACAAGAUGGGGAUGCCGCGAACAUUAGCGAUAUCUCUUAUUGCACGGAAGAAUUUUCCUUCGGAUCCAAAAUUGAUAUCGCAGGUGAAGGAGUUGGACCCAGAUUGUUUGAAAGAUGAAACGACGAUACCCAAGUUUGAUUCCACGGAAUCGGGUGAUACGCCCAAAACAAUAACUUGGCGAUCUCGUACAGUCGACUUGGAGGAUGCGGCAAUAGCUACUGCGCUGGGAUCAGUAAAGCCCGCAUCUCUGAAAUUAUUCGAAGUUCUUUCCUCCGACACUGUCAAAAAUCCUAAGGAUAGAGGUUCGGCAUAUGAUGAUAUCCUCAUUGCCAGUCAAGACGUAGUGGACGCUACGAAGCAUGCCAUCGACGAAUUAAUAUCCGAGGGUGUCGGACAGAGCGACAAACGGAUGCAAAGUCUUUUUGUAACCAGGACAGCUGUUAGCUAUGAUAUGAUUGGAUGGCGUAUAGGUAGAAAUAGAGUCAUGGUAGGACAACAAGACGGAGUGUUCGACUACGUGCAAUCUUUCCCUUCAAAGAAAGGCAGCAAUAAAUCAAGCAAAGAUGAGCCUAUAGGACGUAAACUCGCAAAGUUACGAGAAAAGGUUGUUCUCUAUGAUGCGAUCCUGCAAAGUGUCGAGUCAAUUAAAGAGCUUCCUGGUGUCGCAGCAGAUGCCAUCCUCCAGGAAGAGUUAGAUGCAAAAUAUAGCUAUUUCCAAGCUCUUAAGUGUCUGACAAUAGCUCGCUCUCAUGCAAUUCUAUCGAAUUCUAAGAAUGCGCUAGCUCUUCUAAAUCGCGCAACAGAAAAGUGCUCCUCCGCCCACUCACGGCUCUCUUCUUCAAUGGACGUAACGACGACAGCUACUCCACCCAACCUGACUGUCACGCCCUCCGAAUCCCAAAAUCUUCUCACUUACCUCCAAGGCGAACUCCAAUGCUACCGCGCCUUGGUCGAAAUCUCUAACCUCACAUCCACUACCCCCAAAACUGGCGACGAAAACAUAUACCAAAAGCCGCUCGUUGAACGUUUACAUGAGUUCCCAGCUGACGGCAUCGUUGAUCUCAGAAAUAUUGUUACAUAUCCCCCCAAAAUGGACGUUGUACCUGUCAAACCAUUAUUCUUUGAUGCAGCAUGGAAUUAUAUCGACUACCCGGGAAGGACCGUGAAAAACGUUGUAGAGAAGAUUGAUGUGGAGGAAGAGAUAGAGGAUAUACAUUCAGAGCCGCUACAUCAACAGCAGCAGAAGAAAGGUUGGUUUGGUUUUGGUAGAUAG
Molecule: messenger RNA, 1860 nt
Organism: Sclerotinia borealis F-4128
Lineage: Eukaryota; Fungi; Ascomycota; Leotiomycetes; Helotiales; Sclerotiniaceae
Source: the annotation of a GenBank genome assembly